Molecule: messenger RNA, 363 nt
Organism: Ogataea parapolymorpha DL-1
Lineage: Eukaryota; Fungi; Ascomycota; Pichiomycetes; Pichiales; Pichiaceae
Exons: 2
Coding region: 1-363 (120 amino acids)
Source: RefSeq, a predicted model, not a curated record
AUGACAAAAGACACAGAAGGAAGCACACUACUCGCUAAGGAUCCAGGCCGCGGGCCUAGAGUGAGCGGCAAGGACUGGAAAGUGGAAAAGAAAGCGUUCCGUCUUAAGGCUAACGGAAUGCACAGAUCUUGGGAGAAGAAACAGGAGCAGAGGCUUAAGGACGAGCAGCUGAAGGCAAAGCUAAAGGAGCUGCAGGAAGCAAAAGAGGCUGAGAAACGGGCCAAGAUCGAGAGAAUCAAGGAAAGACGGGCUAAGAAAGAGGAAAAAGAGCGGUACGAGCGUUUGGCCGCUGUGAUGCACGCUAAGAAAGUUGAGCGACUCAAGAGACGCGAGAAGAGAAACAAGUUGUUAAAGGAGCGCUAA